CGUUGGCCGGGUCUCGCCUCGACGCCCGGUGGUCCGAUCGUCAGGUGUUGCCUCGGCGCCCGAUGGCCCGACCAUUGGGCGUCGAGGCGACACCCGACCAUCGGGCGCCGUUCUCUCAUUGGGCGUCGAGGCGACACCCGAUGGUUCGACCAUUGGGCAUCGAGGCGACACCCGACCAUUGGGCAUCGAGGCUACACCCGAUGGUCCGACCGUUGGGCGUCGAGGCGACACCCGACCAUCGGGCGCCCGAUGGUCCGACCAUUGGGCGUCGAGGCGACACUCGACCAUCGAGGCGACACCCGACCAUUGGGCGUCGAGGCGACACCCGACCGUCGGCCGCCGAAGCGACACUUGACGGUCGGACCGUCGAGAGUCGAGGCGACACCCGACCAUUGGCCGUCGACGUGUCACCGAAUGGUCAGACCAUUCGACGUCACCGCAACGCCCGACCAUCGGAUGACCGUUGGCCGGGUCUCGCCUCGACGCCUCGACGCCCGGUGGUCCGAUCUUGGUUCCGCUUUGCUAUUUGCUCUUUGCUUGACCACUUUGACUUGAGCGUGAUUUGCAAUCGGGACCAAUGCGCUGUCUACUCUUUGCCCGAGCACUGGGUCCCGAUGUGCCCCUAUGGGGUUCCUUCUUCGUCGCAGACGUCCACCCCCAAGGUAAUUGGCAGAGCGGCAUUGUUCCGUGGGAUGGAAUGGGCGCUUGACUGGUUCGGUGGGGUUAAACAACAAGGGUGUGGUCCUGUGAUAUUCCUGAAGGAUGAUGGCGGACAUUUUUACGUGUGCCGCGGGAUCGACAAUUAUGGCGUCGACAAAUUUGCCGGUGAAGAGGGGUACUACGAUUUUCACUUGACCACAUGCUUCGACAGUGGAGGAGUCGAACUGUCGGGGAAUUACAAGAAAGUGUCGCUGCAUUUAUCGAGAUUUGCUGACUACGGCAUGAACGUUGUGGCAUUGCCUCCGUUUGAUAGGUCGAAGAAACUGAAGGCUGUCGAGAUGGUGGGACUGAUCAAGUUCCUCAGGAAAACGCCAUGCUAUAGAGUUGCGGGCUUUAAGGUCAAGGUGGACAGCAACAUGCGUUUGUUGCCGCCAUUCGUGGCUGCGCACACUUCGAGGGAGGUGUUGGAGGACAUUUUGAGGACACACAAACACGGGGAGUCUAAGCAAGGUACGUUGCGAUCCGCUCUCGGCGUUGGAACUAAGGGUGGAACACUUUCGGCAAGGGCGAAGAACACCGCACCAACCGAAAAGGCACUCGUCGUGACAACCGAAACACCUUCUCAGGAUGGGUUUUCCAAACCGGGGACCACGAAGGAAAAAACGUCGAAGGCCGCCAAGGCGUCGUCAGUCUCUUCUCGUGGGACGCAGCAUCGCAAAAAGGCUUCAUCACGUGACAAGGACAAAGAGAAUGCUGUAUGUGACACCCGUGGGGUGCCGUCCUCCGGCCACUGUCCCGAUGGGGAUGAUGGGGAUGACGAACAUGAGAGGAAGUCGAGUGAACAGGGCGCCGAGGGAGGAAGUACGUGGGGCGACGCCACGGAGGACGACGGUGAUGAGCGGGAGAGCGGCGAGGACUAUGGGGACGACAGCGCAAGAGAGGACGAGGGGAGUGAAGACGAAGGGGAGAACGGCGAGGAGGAGGAGAACGAGGGAGAUGCAGAAGAAACAACUGCACACGAACGCAAGAACAAAGGAAGAGACGAGGAGAGCGAAGAGGAAGAAAGCGGUGGGGAAACAAACUGGGACGUCGAAGUCGCCGGCACACAAGCAUCAGCGAACUCGCGCAAACGACAAAUGAAGAGCAAGAAGGAGUUGGUGCCCUACGUCCAGUCCAACAAAUCGCCUGACGGGCACUACGUCUGCAUUCGAGACCCUCCGCAAAGCGUGUGGAAGGUGUUCGGAGACUUGACUGCAAAGGAGAAGGAAAUGGUGUUGGACAUGAUAUUGGACCACCAGGUGGUUGUCACAACGGGGCGGACGUUCAACAAGAACUUGUUGAACAUGGACGACAUUCGGGUUGAGGCGCUGCAACCAUCAGAGGAGAUCACACGAGCUGUUAAGAAGCUCAAUUGCCGCCUCGCAGUCCUGGACCUGUGCCCGUGCAAGUCGACAGCCGCGCACGAGUGGUCAGAUGAGAGAUUCGCAGUGCUCCCAGAGAUGAUGAACACCUUUUGUGGCACGGAUUGGGUCAUUGUCAUAUUCUCGACGUUAAGAGUCGAGCAAACUGUAUUGAAGAACGUGCUUCGUUGGGAUCACGUCAAAGUGAUUCUAGGUCGGUGGGAGAGACAUUUUGGGAAGGACCAAUAUGUCGUUCCCGCUAGAAAUCUUCCACUGCGACCUCGGGACUACAUCACCGUUGUCAUGCAUGCGUCGAACAAAGACUACAGGAAGGUGACUGUGCAGCCACGGAACCAUGUCAUGUGGUUCGACGAGAACGUGAAGGAGGACUUAUUUGUGCAAUGCAUGAACGAGCGUGUUGGGAUAUCAGACGAUACAAAAGCCGUGUACGGGGACUGGGAGAGAGAGCCAAAAAAAAUUAAGGAAUUGUGCAAAUGGUUUGCAAAGGAUGGCGAAGGUGUGCUGCUGCUCGGGAAUGUGCAGGCAGGGUCAGUCUGGGAAGUGUUGCGGUCAGGACACAAUGUUGUUGCGUGUGACAACAAUUCAACAAUGCUCGAUUGGACGUCCACAUUCCUCGAUAUACAGGUCCAUAGGCCAGAAAGUCGUUGCCACUUCGAACGGCCCAAAACUCCGUGGCUUCCAGGGAGAGACAUGUACCUCAAGCUUCGCAAGAAGAGGGACUCUCUAUGGAAAUACUUGUUCGGCAACGCCCCGAAGACUCCAAAGGACAUCGGUUAUAUGCACCGAAAAGUGAUUGCCAUCGAACAUCUCCAAGGCUACCAUGAGGCAAAAAAUGGUGCGAUUGAAAUAUUCAUAGCACGGUGUGAGCGUUUGUGGUUCAACAAACAAGAAGACAGACUGCGUGCGAAGACAUACGCCGAUGAGCCGGAUGCGGGUGAGCACUUUGAUGUGCUCGAUAACGAGGAGGAGACAUCAGACCACAAUAUGGAUUUGCCUAUACCGGGCUAUAUUGCACGCCCGGUCACGGCGUUGGAUGGUGGCGAGGGUCGUCAGGCAAUGGAGGGGAUACAAACAGAUGUUGUGGCAAGCCGGGAGAGCAUUCGUGGUGGGGAGCAGAGGUCGUAUGAACAAGGAAUGCAAGAGAGUGCAGGGAAUGAGAUCCGAGGGCCAGUUGGUGCAGACAAUGCAAGCAAGAACAACAGCAAUGAAGGGUUGCAGCCAGGACCAGCCUCGUUAAUUGGAAAAGAGCCACAUCUCCAAUCCAAAAGCAAGGAAAACAGUGUCAGAUACCCCGGGAUAUUGACUCAGCUGGACAACGUGUAUGCGAGCAUGGGCCUGUCAAAGAUCCCAAGAGAGAACCAAUAUAAUGUGCCCCAGGAGGAAAAUGCACAGGUUCGCGGAAUGGACGUCAACGCCAUCAAAUUCGCGCUCCCGCCCGACGAGGAUGACAAACUGAUGUCAGGAGACACAAUUCGAGAGGACAUGAAGGAGUUCACCGGAGGUCCGCACUUCUUGCAGCACAUUGGGAUAGUGGUUGAGACAAAAGACCACCAAUGGGGGCAUCAUAUAUUGUGGCACCCGAAGGUCUUCGAGCCCUGCGUAUGGAACGGGAAAUGGCACAUGGCUGUGUGCAUCGAUGGCCAGUGGCAAUUGCGAAAGCGAGUAUUGAAGAGCAAGUUUUUCGAAAUCGCAAAGGAACAGGUUCAUAUCAAAGUGCGGCAGGCGAACGGUGGAUCAGACAGCCUUGCACAAGGAGCAUAUGCCGACACACUUUAUGACAAGUUGCGAGAUUAGAACAUGCUGGAGUACAACGCAAACUUUUAUG
Chara braunii is the source of this 3906-nucleotide messenger RNA. NCBI's taxonomy places the organism in Eukaryota, Viridiplantae, Streptophyta, Charophyceae, Charales, Characeae. The record is from the annotation of a GenBank genome assembly.